AUGGAAGAUAGCGGACCGCCGUGCAAGAGGUGCACUGAGCGCAAUUUAUCUUGUGUAUUGAACAAGAGUCUGCAGACUCUGAUUGAAGAGCGCUCACAAUGGAAAGACACUGUCAUUGGUGAUCUCGCCCAAAUCCACUCGUCACUUCAAGAGGCUCUUACAAAGUUAUUACUACCGCCUCUACCGCCCCUACAAACCAACAAUUCCAUCCCGCCAGAAGAAGCAAACUCAUAUGAAGUUGUGGACCGGGACGACGAGCCGCCAUCUUACGAUAAUUCUCCGCACCUCUCGCCGAAGGAAGAAGGACUGCCACAUGCACCCAUCGACUCCCUCUACCAAAUCACUCGCCUCAGAACCCUUCGCUCAGAUGACUCGCCCGACGAGCGCAAGGCAUCGAUCGACCGAAAUACCUCUAACCACGUGAACGAUUUCAUCUCCAGAGGACUCAUCAGUCUCGAGGACGCCGACCGUCUCGUUGGCCUCUUCAUCAACCGCAUCGACCACUUCAUGUACCGUAUCGGCGCCGGACCCUACCGCGACCUUGACAGUUUACGGCGUGGCUCGUCUGUCUUGACAGCAUGUAUAUGCACUGUCGCCGCACUGCACGAUCCUAACAGCAACCAUCUCUACGCAACCUGCGGCCGCGAAUUCCGUCGCCUCAUGUCAGCCUCCAUGUUCGAUCGACGUAUGGAUCAAGACUGCAUGCGCGCCAUGUGCGUUGCAUCAUACUGGCUGCACGAUCUCAGUUGGAUGUUAAGCGGCUACGCGAUCCGCCGAGCCAUGGAAGUCAAUCUGAGCAGCAGUUAUCAGCAAGUCUUGACCAGCAGCGAUCAAGAAGCCAUGAACAACGUGCGCAUAUGGUACGUGUUGUACAUUUGCGAUCGCCAUCUUUCCAUCCUCUACGGCCGCCCGUCGAUUGUCCGCGACGAUGUUAGUGUGAAUGGCUGGGAGGAAAUACUCCGAAGCCCUAUGUGCACCGAGAGUGAUAAGAGACUCGUCAGUCAAAUGGCUCUCCUCGUCAUCAUGGGAAACGCGCGAGAACUCUUCGGUCCAGACGCAGGCGAACCCAUCCCCAUCGCCUUCGCCCCGCAGUUCGAAAAGUUCAGCCAUCAGAUUGAUAAAUGGGUGGGAUUGUGGUCUUCUGAACUUCUGAAACUCCAUGAAAGCAUCGGCGAAUUCCCCACAAAAGGCGUCAUCCUGCACCACCACCUCGCAAAACUGCAUCUUCACUCACACGUCUUCCGCGGUCUGAAGGGCGCUCCCGUCCCCACAUACUUCCGCACCAGCGCCACCGCAUCCGUAACUGCCGCAACUGCCAUCAUCGAAACCGUGCUGACCGACGACGACAUCCGCGACGGGCUCGUCGGUAUACCGCACUACAUCCACUCAAUGAUUGCCUUCGCGUGCGUGUUUUUGCUGAAGAUAGCUGCGCAGUAUUCGGGGGUGUAUAUUGAGGACGCGGUUGUUUAUGACCUAACGACCAGGGCGGUCAGGCAGUUUCGUGAGACUCCCGUGGGCAAGUGGCAUCUUGUGCAUCUUAUGGCCGAGGGGCUGGAGAAGAUGUUGGUCAAGAAGACGAUGGGGAGGACAGUGAUGGCGGCGCAUGAUAUUGCUGCUUCGCCUGCGCCGCAACCUAUGGCGCCGACAGCGAAUGGCGAUGUCCUCUUUGGCGAGAACUUCGAGGAUGCGUUUAAUUUCGGCACGUCUUCGUUUUUGAACUUUGAUACGGGGACUCUGGAUUUGGACUUUAAUGGGUUCGGCUUCUAG
Molecule: messenger RNA, 1767 nt
Organism: Parastagonospora nodorum SN15
Lineage: Eukaryota; Fungi; Ascomycota; Dothideomycetes; Pleosporales; Phaeosphaeriaceae
Exons: 3
Coding region: 1-1767 (588 amino acids)
Biological process (GO): DNA-templated transcription
Molecular function (GO): DNA binding; zinc ion binding
Source: RefSeq, a predicted model, not a curated record